UAUCUACAAAAUUGGGUAGGAUAUUUAAAUUUUAGUCUCCAGAAAAAUUUUCAGGUCUGCUUCUUCCCUAAAAGCCAUGCUUCAGUUAUUAAGCCUUGUAAAAUGGUCGCGAAUGAGAUUCCAACGGAUUCCAUCAGUAACCAAUGCACAUUUUCGUUACAUGUCUAAAGACACAAAAGGAGCUAAGGAAGGCGGGUGCAAGGAAGGAGGCAGCAAGAAGGAAACGGAUCACACUAAAAUUAGUGGCGGAGGCAAGUGCAAAAAAAAAAAGCAGGCCGGUUCAGAAGAAGAACAAAAAAAUGCCGAUCAGAAACAUUGCGAAAAAUUAAUCGAAAAACGUGAGAAGGCAACCAAAAAGUCAAACGAGAAGGGUAAAGGUGAGGGAAAAGGCAAAGCGCCGUGUGCACAUGCUAAGGCAGCUUCAGCUCCAAAAUGUCCAUGCAAACCGUGCCCCACUCCACCACCGUGCGAGGGCCAUGCGAAGAUGUGGCAGAGGAUCACCUUGAUGUGUGCCCUACCCAUGAUAGCAAUACUGUCACUCCUUGUCCUAACCGGACAUCAUGACCAUGAACGGCCCGAGUUUAAAAAGUGGGGACACAUGUAUGUGCGCACAAAGCCAUUCUACUUUGGCGACGGGCUUAGAAGUCGCUUUCAUAAUCCUGACGUGAAUCCUUUGCCUCCGGAUGGCUAUGAGGAUGAGAUUGAUGUAGAGGCCAUUGGCAAGACGCCCGAGACGGACAAGGAGAGGGAGGAACGCCUUAAAGAAUUCGGAAAACUGAAUAAGACGUGGAAAAAGCACAAUAAGAAUCGGGAGGCCGAAGCUAAGAAGCGACAGGCAGCAGCCGACAAAGAAGCCAAAAAACAGCUGCAGCAAGCCUUAAAAGAAGAGAAAAAACAACAAGCAGAAGAGGCCAAGGAGCUCAAGCGACUAGAGGCCGAAGCUGCCAAGGAGCGCAAGCGACUAGAGGCCGAGGCUGAGAAGGACCGCAAGCAACAGUUGGCCUUUAGUGAAAAGGAGCGUAAACGACAAGAGGCCGAAGAAAAAGCUGCUGCCAAAGAAGCCAAGGAGAUGAACUACGAGUUCGCCAAGGAUGAGCGUGAGGAAUCUGAUAUCCAAGAGGACUUUAAUUCGACGAGUUCCAUCUAGAUAGUACUGAAGCAGCUGGCGUCGAAGCAGAAUAAAAUUUUGGUGUGAUAAAAUA
Messenger RNA from Drosophila navojoa, 1202 nucleotides. RefSeq names its product Cytochrome c oxidase subunit 6A-like 2 (gene COX6AL2). Gene Ontology annotation, molecular function: enzyme regulator activity. Gene Ontology annotation, cellular component: mitochondrial inner membrane; respiratory chain complex IV. Gene Ontology annotation, biological process: mitochondrial electron transport, cytochrome c to oxygen. Lineage: Eukaryota; Metazoa; Arthropoda; Insecta; Diptera; Drosophilidae. The record is from RefSeq and is a predicted model, not a curated record.